AUGUUUAAGGAAGCAGAAGAAGCCUUGAUUCAAAAGGAUAUCAAAGCAGCAGAACUGAUGAGAGAUAUGGAACAAAAAAUAGAGUUGAAAUCCAGAAAUCCCGAUAAUGAAUUAUCAACUUUGAUCGGAUUAGAACAGUCCUAUAAAGCGGAAAUAGACCAAUAUAACAAACGAGAAAAAGAACUUUGCAAGCGCUUACAAAUAUCUUCGGAAGAAAAAACUAUUCUCUUAAUGAAGCAUAAUUUGGAGGUACAGAAGAAUGAGUUCGAUGAAUAUAAGCAAAAAGCGCAAAAGGUUUUGAAUGCCAAGGAGAAAUUAUUAGAAUCGCUUAAGGAGGUCGAAAUCUUUUUUUUGUUUCAGGAAUACGAUUUUUUGCAUAAUGAAUUGCAAAGGCAAGAAAAAGCUGUUGAGAAGAAAUUAAUAGAGAAAGAUGCUGAGUUACUUAAAUUGAUGGAAGAAAAAAAACAAAGAAAGAGAUAUGAAAAAGGUGAAAUUGAAGAAAAAAUUGCAAUGAUGGGCGAAAAAAUUAUCGCUAAACAAACAGAAAUUGAACGACUCGAAAGUGAAAAGCGAGCACUCGAGUUUCGUUUGGAACGUUCUGAGCUAAUUCCAUACUGUUUCAGUUUACGAUUGGUCACUUCGAUGCGAAAUCCAGUUUUUCGUAUUUUUAUCUUAAUUUAUUCUACUAUUCUUCAUGCUUGGGUCUUCUUUAUAAUAAUGACUUACACUCCAGAGAUGCAUUCGCCGAAAAAACCAUUCUUUAAAUAG
This is a messenger RNA of Dracunculus medinensis (Guinea worm), 768 nucleotides long. The record is from the annotation of a GenBank genome assembly. Lineage: Eukaryota; Metazoa; Nematoda; Chromadorea; Rhabditida; Dracunculidae.